AUAUGAUCCAUAAAUCAUCCUUUACAAUGGUCCCACAUGCCAUAACAAUCAAAUUAUAUGUAAAAAAAUUGGAAAAUAUAAAAAAAUAAAGUAAAAUUCCACCCUUUAAAUUUAAUUCGACUAGUUUAAUUUGACUUCUCUUUUUCGUAUCCUCCAAUUUGUUUGAAACUAUGAAGCAACUGUGCUAGUUUCAUAACACAACAUGCUGAGAGACGAGGCUCUCAAAGACCCCUCCUUUGGCUCCUUUGGCCCACUUUUAUGCUAUGAUUCAAAGUUUCUGUCUCGAUAUUAUCCUUUGAUCUUUCUCAUUGCUUGCCCAAUUUCAUCAUCAUUAGGCUUCGUUAAAGGCGAUGAACUUAUUUGCUUGAGUAUUCCACCACCACCAACAACUACUAUGAGACACCCUUCAAAACAAGCCGAUUCCUAAACGGAAUCAAAACUCAUAGCUCUUCCCCUUAUCUUUCACCCAUGAAUCCUUUCUAAAAUACAGUGGGAUUGGGAAAAAAAAAGUUCCAAAAAUUCCAUAUCAAAGAAUUGAAACAAAGAUUUUGGCUUCUGGGUUUCAAUGGAGGGUACUCCACCUGUAGAACCGAAGAAUCGUUCAAUCCCAAGUCGAUUAAAUUCGUUUGUGGCCAACUGCAAAGUCGGCAAAAGAUUCAAACUCACUGAGAGGAAAACCACUUUCACCACCGAACUAAGAGCCGGAACAGCAACUUUCCUUACCAUGGCAUAUAUCUUAGCCGUGAACGCCAGCAUCCUGACGGACUCAGGCGGCCCCUGCACCAUCGCUGACUGUGACAACCCGAGCGAGUCCUGCAAGUUUCCCCCAGUGGAUCCAGGCUAUGCAGCUUGUCUUGAAAGGACCCGUAAGGACCUAAUUGUAGCCACCGUAGCAUCUUCGCUUAUUGGCUGUCUUAUCAUGGGUAUAUUCGCCAACCUUCCUUUAGCUUUAGCUCCAGGGAUGGGCACAAACGCUUACUUUGCAUACACAGUUGUGGGGUACCAUGGGACGGGCAACGUGCCCUAUAAAAGUGCCCUAACAGCUAUCUUCAUUGAGGGCCUCAUUUUUCUCCUCAUUUCAGCCGUUGGGUUACGAGCAAAACUUGCUAAACUCGUCCCUAAACCUGUGCGAAUUUCUUCCUCUGCUGGAAUCGGAUUGUUUCUUGCUUUUAUUGGAUUACAAAACAAUCAGGGUAUUGGCCUUGUUGGGUACAGCUCUUCAACCUUAGUUACACUUGCAGCCUGCCCAAGAUCCUCCAGGAAAGCCUUAGCUCCGGUAGUUACCGCUGCUAAUGGCACAAUUGGUUUGAUCCCUGGCGGGACUGUGUCAAGUGAAAUUUUUUGCAUGAAUCAUCGAAUGGAGAGUCCCACCUUUUGGCUUGGAAUAGUUGGUUUUGUGAUUAUUGCCUAUUGCCUAGUGAAAAAUAUUAAAGGUGCCAUGAUUUAUGGUAUCAUUUUUGUUGCAGUUAUUUCAUGGUUCCGUAACACUGCUGUAACAGCGUUUCCUAAUACGGAUGUUGGAAAUUCAGCUUAUCGGUAUUUCAAGAAGAUUAUUGAUGUGCAUGUGAUUAAGAGUACGGCUGGGGCCUUGAAUUUCAAAGGCAUGGAUAAAGGUUAUUUUUGGGAGGCAUUGGUAACAUUUUUGUAUGUGGACAUACUAGAUACCACGGGUACAUUGUAUUCAAUGGCUCGUUUCGCCGGUUUCACAGAUGAAAAUGGAGAUUUUGAAGGUCAAUACUUUGCUUUCAUGUCCGAUGCUGCAUCAAUUGUGGUAGGGUCACUUCUCGGGACAUCACCGGUGACUGCAUUUAUUGAAUCGUCGACGGGGAUUAGAGAAGGGGGAAGGACAGGCCUAACAGCGUUGACAGUUGCAGGGUAUUUCUUUCUAGCAUUUUUCUUUACACCAUUAUUGGCAUCCAUCCCAGCAUGGGCAGUAGGGCCGCCAUUGAUCCUGGUUGGGGUUUUGAUGAUGAGGUCGGUUGUGGAGGUUGAGUGGGACGACAUGAGACAGGCCAUUCCUGCAUUUGUGACAUUGAUAUUGAUGCCCUUGACAUAUUCCAUAGCUUAUGGUUUGAUAGGAGGGAUUGGGACAUACAUUGUUUUGCAUCUUUGGGAUUGGGCAGAGGACUUGUUAGGACGAUUAGGAAUCAGGAAAGCAAUGAUAAAGGGUAACAAUCUGCUAAAUGAGAGAAAUAAUAAUGUAAAUAAUAGUGCUUCGCAAGGGGAUGACAUGAGGCCCGAAGUACUCUAGAGGAGAUCUCGAUUUGUUCUUGUUUAAUGUUAAUGUAUUUAGUUUUUGCUUUUGAGUUCCACCCAAUGUUACUCGAGUCAAGGGUGAAUAUCUAAUAUGCGUAUCACAUACGAGCAUUUCAAGAAAAGUAAAAAUUCGCAACAAUAUAG
Messenger RNA from Durio zibethinus, 2400 nucleotides. NCBI's taxonomy places the organism in Eukaryota, Viridiplantae, Streptophyta, Magnoliopsida, Malvales, Malvaceae. The record is from RefSeq and is a predicted model, not a curated record.